Messenger RNA from Aegilops tauschii subsp. strangulata, 801 nucleotides. NCBI's taxonomy places the organism in Eukaryota, Viridiplantae, Streptophyta, Magnoliopsida, Poales, Poaceae. The record is from RefSeq and is a predicted model, not a curated record.
AUGUCAGACAACAGUGACAGCCAGAACAAGUCAGAGGAGCAGAUGAAUAUCAGUGAGGGCACUAGUCCCUCAAACAGUAGCUAUGAUGAGGGUAACAGAAGCACCCCAAGCAAUCUGUCUAAGGCUGCAACUAGGCAGAGGAAGAAGAGAACCUUAGAAUCUGAAGAUGAGGACUUUGUGGUUGAUGAGGAGGUCACCUCAAAGAAGAAAAUGCUCAAGAAAGAGCAAGCUGCUACUGCUUCCAUCAAGCCUGGCAUGCACAAGAAGGCUCCUUCCCAAAGGAAGCCCAUGUCCAAAGCUAGAGCCUCCACUCUUGAAACCAUGAAAUCAACAGAGGAAGAGGUUGCUGGAGGUAAGGAAAGGAAGGAAAGGGUCAAGAAGAGCAUGGCUAGAGUGAUUGCAAAACCUUCCAUGAUGAGGGAAUCUGAUGAGGAUGAUGAGGAAGAGGAAGAGCCAGUGCCCAAGUCUCAGAAACUCAUGGGGGAUGCCAUCAAGUCUGGGGCUGCCUCAUCUAAGCCCAAAACAUCUACCAAGCCAUCUGCUCAAGCUCAAGCCCCAAAGUCAACUGCACCCAAGAGAUCCACAAGAAACAUCCCAGCUGCUAAAAAGAACAAGGCCCUAGUGCCUGAAGUUCAAGAGGAUGAGGAGCACCAAGUGCUCAAAAAGCUUAAACCAAAGAUUCUAGAUCAUGAUGACAAUCAUCCAGUUGCAGAGAAUAUGAAAGUGAGAAAUGAUGUAGGUCUUAGACUGUGGAGACAAGCAGACCCAUGUGCUGUGAGGAGAAGGACUAUUGUGGACUAA